This is a messenger RNA of Rhodotorula graminis WP1, 1152 nucleotides long. RefSeq lists its product as uncharacterized. The transcript has 6 exons. Gene Ontology annotation, molecular function: protein binding. The record is from RefSeq and is a predicted model, not a curated record. The coding region runs from base 1 to 1107 and encodes 368 amino acids. NCBI's taxonomy places the organism in Eukaryota, Fungi, Basidiomycota, Microbotryomycetes, Sporidiobolales, Sporidiobolaceae.
AUGCCGCCCGCCAUCCGCCUCCCUCCCCCGCUCCUGUUCCCCUCGACCUCGUCCCGCCCUCUCCGCCUCGCCGCUCAAGUCCCGUUCGACCCAGCAGGCGGGCCCAACCCGCCCUACGUCCUCCACAGCGUCGCCACCCCGCAGGGCUACCUCUUUGCCGGCUCGGACGACACGCUGCGCGCGUUCGGCCGCGGCCUCGAACCGCUCGGCAAGGUGCCGCUCACCCAGCGCGGCAUCACGAGCGUCACGAGGGGCCAGUGCAACAACGAUUCGACAGCCUUCUUUGUCACGGCCAAGGACGGGUCGGUCAGCGGGUGGGACACGAGGGACCUGUCGCGCGAGGCGUUCAAGCUCCAGGGCAAGAGGAGGGCAGGGUACCUGUGCGCGUCGCAGAGCAGCGAUGGCUCGUGCCUCGCCGUCGGGACCGAGGUGUCGGACUACGAGGCCAUGAUUGACAUCUGGGACCUGCGCACCCUCACCCUCCAGCACACCUACACCGAGGCCCACUCGGACGACCUCACCUCGCUCUCGUUCCACCCCGCUCCAUCCCUCGCCCACGUCCUCCUGUCGGGCUCGGUCGACGGCCUCGUCAACACGUACGACGUCCGGAUAGCGGACGAGGACGACGCCGUCCUGACGACGGCCCAGUUUGGCGCGAGCAUCGCGCACGCAGGCUGGAUGGCCUUGAGCGGGUCGGCGGGCGCGAGGGACGCCAAGGCCGAGCACAAGGGCAUCUACGGCGCGACGACGAUCGAGACGAUGCAGUUCUGGGACGCCGAGCAGCAAGACCAAGUCGUCGACUUUGGCGACGUGCGGGACGUCGCACUGCAGCCCUGGAGGACCGACUACCUGAUCGGCGCCGAGUUCAACGCGACGCUCGGCGGCGUGUGCCUCCUCGCCGGCACGAUCGAGGGCGACGUCGCUGUCAUCGACACGGCCGACCCGCAGCACUGGUACCUCGAGCAGGUCCUGUCGGGCAAGACGAGCCAGCGCGCGCCGGGCACAAAGGGCCACCGCGACAUUGUCAGGACGGCUCAGCUCGACGCAGAGACGGCGACGGUCGUGACGGGCGGCGAGGACGGGCGCAUCUGUCUCUGGACGGCGUAGCUCUCUCCUCUGCAGCACGACGACGUUCAGGCUCUCUCUCGAGAG